CAGACUCUGGUCGGAAACGAACAAGGUGCCUGAACAAAACGACGUCCAUAGUCGAUGCGUCCACGUUGACAGUUGAGAGCAAGGUGGUGAAAUGUUUCCAAAGCACACAAACACACCUACCCGAUUAAGCGACGAUCGAUCGCAAUCCCGUCACAACAGGCACUGAGCACAAGCGAGAAGAGGCAUUUGAAGAAAGUAGAGAAGUAUGUAAAAGUAUAUAUACUCGAGUAUCGUAACAGGUGCGAGGACACUCAUCUAUUUGAUUCAACAUUCGUAGGUUUACCGAUAAGAUUAUUACCGGUUGAAAGUCGGAAGAAUCACUAUGGAUACAGGUACCAGAUUUCGUAGGUUUGCGACAUAGAGUCCAGCACCUGGGAAACGAGGCGGUACAUGAAGAGGAAGAUUGUAUACGCGUAUCCCUGAAUAGAGAAUCCUGUCGUAUGACCCUUCUAUCGGUUCAAGAUAAGUAGUCUAUUUAGUCAUUCUACAACACUCACCCUGCACGUAGCAUACUAGUGGCAGAUUGACUAUUGAUUGCUGCGAAGCACCAAAAGGCGAUGGUUGCGUUAGAAGAGUGAUUCCAUGUACUCCACUGUUUCAUGUCCGAAUGCCAACAGUACUUUGGCACUGAAGCAAUGGCUUGCCAUGAAGUGACCCCGAGGCGGCCCGGGCCUCCAUUAAAGGACAUUAUGCACCGGGCCGCAUGCAAUCCUAGGCACUCCUGAUCACUAUCGAGUCUCGACAUCCUCUACUUAUACCGAAUCAUCCGAGGUUACAGAAUGCAUCCCCCGGGCCUCCUACUUAUAUUACGCCCAGCAAGACCAACAGGGAAACACAGACGAACAUGUCUGACGAAAAGAAACUCAAUGUCUUGAUGUGUGGAACUGGAGAAUAUACUACAGGAUGGACAGGAUCUGGCGCCUCCAAGUCAGACAAGAAGAUAGGAGUUGUCGGACUAACCCUCUUCGACCUACGGAGAUUGGGCAAGGUUGAUCACCUCAGUAUGGUUGGAACCAAUGGCUCGAAAUUUCCUGCCAUCCGCCAACAUCUCCAGGAGAAUAUCGUCAAUGUGUACAAGGACAUGGACAUUGCGUUUGAUGCCUACCCUGAGGGUGAUCAAAUCAAUGGAGAAGCCUACAAGGAUGCUAUCAACAAGUUAUCUCCAGGAGAUGCAGUCAUUAUAUUCACUCCAGACAGCACGCAUUAUCGUAUCGCUCUUUAUGCUAUCGAGCGCGGCCUACACGUACUAGUCACCAAACCAGCAACUCAACUCCUAAUACACCACCUCGAUCUCGUGGAGGCAGCCAAAAAGCACAACGUCGUCUGCUUUGUCGAGCAUCAUAAGAGGUUCGAUCCUGUAUACAGCGACGCUAAGGCUCGUGCAGCUUCCUUGGGCGAGUUCAACUUCUACAGCGCAUGGAUGAGCCAGCCUAAGAGUCAACUGGAGACAUUCCGUGCAUGGGCCGGCAAGGAUUCAGACAUCAGUUACUACCUCUCGUCACAUCACAUUGAUAUCCACUGCUGGAUUAUGCAAGGGAAGGCCGUCCCAACUCGAGUCGUUGCGAGUGCUGCAACUGGUAUUGCCAUCAGCGAACCCUACAACUGUGUUCCUCAAACAGAGGAUACGAUCACGUUGCUCGUUGAUUGGGAAUCCCUCAGCAGUUCCAAGCACCGUGGAACGGCUGUUUACACCGCUUCGUGGACGGCCCCUCUGAAAGCUGGUGUCCACUCUGCACAACACUGGUAUUAUAUGGCUGAAAAGGGCGAGAUUAACGUUGACCAAGCGCACCGAGGCUACGAUAUCGUUGCCGACGACACCGGAAAGACCUGGUACAACCCUUUCUACAUGAAGUACUCUCCCUCCGAGAGCGGACAUUUCGAUGGUCAACGAGGCUAUGGCUAUAUUUCGAUCGAGAAAUUCGUCGACGCUGCCAGGAGCGUUAAUGCAGGACUCACACAACCUGCUGAUUACGACAAGCACGGACUCCCGACUAUCGCGAACACCGUUCUCACCACCGCCAUACUCAACGCGGGCCGAAUCUCCUUGGACGAGAAGAGAGCUGUGUUCAUCAAGCAAAGCGAUAAUCAGUGGCUGUUAGAGUAGGGUCUUGGCCCUUCUCGUUGGUAGCUGGUUCGUGAGAUUGUGACAUCGAUGAAGGAGGUCUAGUAUGUGUAUGAUGAGAUUGUUGGUGCCGGGGAUAGUGUCAGGCAGCCGAACGCUCAUAAGUCUUCAACGAUGUACGUACAUACAUAGUUGCUCAAGCGAGAUACACGCUGUGUUUUUCUUGGUAUCGGAAUUUGCGUCU
Molecule: messenger RNA, 2306 nt
Organism: Somion occarium
Lineage: Eukaryota; Fungi; Basidiomycota; Agaricomycetes; Polyporales; Cerrenaceae
Source: the annotation of a GenBank genome assembly